Molecule: messenger RNA, 1677 nt
Organism: Silurus meridionalis
Lineage: Eukaryota; Metazoa; Chordata; Actinopteri; Siluriformes; Siluridae
Product: piggyBac transposable element-derived protein 4-like
Exons: 2
Coding region: 1-1677 (558 amino acids)
Source: RefSeq, a predicted model, not a curated record
AUGAAACGAACAGCGAACAAGCGGAAGAGAGCCUUCAGCCCAGAAGAAGUUCUGGAGGAAGUCAUGCAGCCUGACCCCAGUGAGCUGCAGAUUUCAUCUACAGACAGCAGUGACUCGAGAGAGUCAGAUGCAGAUUUUAAGCCAGCAUCCACACCCUCAACUACGAGUGAGGAGGAUUCUGAGGAUCCUGGAUCGGGGUGGAUUGGGAGAAAUGGGCAGGUGUGGUCUUCAAAUAACGGAGAGACCGCUCCUUUCACCCAGCCUGCUCGCGGCGUGACUGCAGGGCCGACACGUUACGCAAUAGCGAGGGUAGGAGACAUACAGUCUUCCUUUGACCUUUUUUUCACUUCUGAGAUGCUAGACCUAAUUGUCAGCAUGACGAACAUUUAUGGUCAGCGCAAUGAUAAAGACUGGAUCGUGGUGGAUUCUACGGAUCUCAAGGCCUACAUGGGACUAAAUAUUUUGGCUGGGGUCUACAGGUCCCGGAACGAGUCCACCUGCUCCCUGUGGGAUGAUCGACGUGGCCGGGCCAUUUUCAAGGCCACCAUGUCUCUCAAGAGAUUUCAUCAAAUAAGCAGAGCCCUGCGCUUUGAUGAUAAGGUCACCAGAGCAGCUCGCCUAAGAGAUGAUAAGCUUGCACCGAUCAGAGCCCUAUGGGAUCUGUGGGCUCAUCGGCUUGAGAUUCUCUUCAAUCCAGGCAGGGACGUGACUGUAGAUGAACAGCUUGUUCCAUUCAAAGGACGAUGCCGAUUUCGGCAGUAUAUGCCUAUGAAACCGGCAAAAUAUGGUUUAAAACUUUGGGUCACGGCUGACGUGGCUACAUCAUAUGCCUGGCGCUGUGCACCAUAUCUGGGGAAGAUCGGGGAUGCUGCAGAGGUGGGAAAAGGUAUGCGUGUUGUAAAGGAGAUGACUGAGGGACUCCAGGGAGUCACUGUCUGCUGUGACAACUUCUUUACAAGUUAUAAACUUGCACAGGAGCUCCUCAAAAAAAAACUUUUCCUAGUCGGAACAGUCAGAAAGAAUAAACCAGAGCUGCCACCCAACCUGCUGCAGGUUAAAGGAAGACCUGUCCCUUCCUCCCUUUUUGGUUUCACCAGCAACACGACAGCUGUCAGUCACAUUCCCAAACGGGGGAGGAAUGUGAUUGUGCUGAGCACAAGGCACCGUGAGGCAGCUGUGACGGAGGGACCAAAAGCAAAACCAGAUAUCAUCACUUACUAUAACCGCUGUAAGGGAGGUGUCGACAAUUUAGACAAGGUUGUCGCCACCUACAGCUGCAGAAGGAAGACUAAGCGGUGGCCACAAACAUUAUUCUUCAAUAUGAUGGACAUAUCAGGUUAUAAUGCCUAUGUAAUUUUCACAGCCAUUGAUCCCUCCUGGAAUCAGCGUAAGCUCUUCAGAAGGAGGCUUUUUUUAGAGGAGUUAGGCAACUCAAUGAUCUCAGCAGCAAUUGUAAGAAGAAAGCACUUGCCCCGUGCACCAAUUGCUGCUGCACUUGUGCAGGAGCUACAGACCUCUGUACCUGCCCCUCAGAUGCCAGCAGGCACCAGCAGCUUAGUUCAGAGGGGAACGUGUAAGGGCUGCAAGAAUCGUACAGUGUGCACUUGCAUUAAAUGUGGUAAAUUCACGUGCAAAAGUCACCAAGUGAUUUGUUGCAAGGACUGCUGGGAACACUAG